GCCGCGCCGCCACGAGCCCUGGAUUGCGCUCGCCGGGGACCGUGGAAUUGUCUCGCCGCGGUUUCUGGGGAGGAUCUCGCCGCUCUCCGAAGGCGUUGGACGGGCGCGCGGGCUUCGUGGGAAGGUUGGGGCUCGUCGGGCUCGGGGCGUGCGUGUCCCCCGCGAGCGCGGCCCGCAGCAUGACGCUGGAGGAGCUCGUGGCGUGCGACAACGCGGCGCAGAGGAUGCAGAUGGUGAGCGCCGCGGUGGAGGAGCUGCUGGUGGCGGCGCAGCGCCAGGACCGCCUCACCGUGGGGGUGUACGAGUCGGCCAAGCUGAUGAAUGUGGACCCCGACAGCGUGGUCCUGUGCCUCCUGGCCAUUGAUGAAGAGGAGGAGGGUGACAUCGCCCUGCAGAUCCACUUCACGCUCAUCCAGUCCUUUUGCUGCGACAACGACAUCAACAUUCUGCGGGUGUCAGGCAUGCAGCGCCUGGCACAGCUGCUGGGCGAGCCCCCGGAGACCCAGGGCAGCGCCGAGGCCCGGGACCUGCACUGCCUCCUGGUCACGAAUCCUCACACAGAUGCCUGGAAGAGCCAUGGCUUGGUGGAGGUGGCCAGUUACUGUGAAGAAAGCCGAGGCAACAACCAGUGGGUGCCCUACAUUUCCCUCCAGGAGCGCUGAGGUCCUUUCCAGCAUCAGGACCUGUUGAGUUGCUGCCAAAAUAUAAAAUAAAUACUUGACACCCUCCCCCCAAAAAACCCCCCCAAACAGCCCUACCCGUGAGACCACGGGGCAGGACCACUGGAGACUGAAGACCAGGAGAGGUGGGCCGUGGCCCCCGGGCCGGGCGCCUGGAGCAGCGCCAGCGGCCGCGGAAGAGACGGGUCGGGCCGGCAGGAGAGGAGGCCCUGGAGCUCGGGCCGCGACGGAGCAGAAACUGGAGUGAGGAGCUGCUGCCUUCCCGUGUGGAGACCCUGGACUGCACGCCUGGGGGUGGGGGAGACUUGACUGCAUUUCCUCGCCCUCCUUGAGACUGGAGCUGACACCGGCAAGCCGAGCUGGCCGCCGAGGGUCUGCGCCCUCGCGGGGACUAGGCGGGGACUAGCCGGGGGGCUGGGGCUGUGUCUCUGUGCCCGCCGCUGCCAGCCCGCAAACUGCAUAGACGAUGUUUUACCUGCAGCUGUUACUUGAACCACUGAGCGAAGGGAAGCUUGCGGAUACAUAUAUUUUUACUUCUACUAGGAUGGCCUUGUAAUAAAUCUCUAAAGCUUCUGAAUGUUUGUGUAUUUGUACUUCUGGAGCGGA
Talpa occidentalis (Iberian mole) is the source of this 1286-nucleotide messenger RNA. RefSeq names its product growth arrest and DNA damage inducible beta (gene GADD45B). Lineage: Eukaryota; Metazoa; Chordata; Mammalia; Eulipotyphla; Talpidae. Bases 180 to 662 code for a protein of 160 amino acids. Gene Ontology annotation, cellular component: cytoplasm; nucleus. Gene Ontology annotation, biological process: regulation of cell cycle. The transcript has 4 exons. The record is from RefSeq and is a predicted model, not a curated record.